AUGAUGAACGGGACAGAAUCCAUCGAGUCGCAGUGGCUGGCCCAACUAGCUGCCAUGCGGCAGGCCAUCGCAGAUCUGAACCUUACCAAAAACCCCGCCAACGCCCAGCUGACGUACGGCAGCGAUCUUGACCUCGACCUCGACGAGAACUCCUCUUCCGCCGGGACAGUGGACGAUGUCUGGGAUCUAAUCAGUUUUGAUGAGGAGUCCACAAGCGAGGGCAUUUACGAAAUCGAUGAUCUCCUUUCCCCUCCAGUCUCCGAACAAUACGAUCAAACGUGGCUACAGCAGAGAUGCCAGCUUCUCGCUUCCCAGCAACCUGGGGUGGAAUUGAACGAGGUAGCGCAACAAAUCAUAGCCGCGCUAGCUACCGACAGUGGCGACGACGAGCUGCAGAUGUCCCUCGCUGAGAUUGUGGGGUUCGACGACCUGGAUUUCGUGAUUGAGCUGAUCGCACACCGGAAGGAGAUACUGAGAAGUCUAGAUGCUGGACCGGGGAAAACUCAAGCGCAGACGGAUGGAUUGGCAUCUGGACAAUUGCAGACACGGGCCGAGAGAGAGCAGGCUCUUCGGAGGCAGGACUUCGAGCACAAAAAUGCAGCUCUUCUGCCGGCGCAGACUAGGGAGGGGCCAAAAUACCCGCAUGUAUUCAAGACGCACGACUCGAGAAACAUACUCGCCCUGAAUGGAAAAAGCUAUGGUCUACCACUGGGUAGUAGACAAAUUGACGAGCCGAAAUAUACGGAGGUCGAAGUCCCUGCUUCCAAAGUUGGAACCAUCGGCCAGCAACAGAAACUGGUUCCGAUAUCUUCCAUGGAUGGUCUUUGUCAGGGUACCUUCAAAGGCUACAAGACUUUGAACAGAAUGCAGAGUCUGCUGUACGAUGUCGCCUACAAAACUAGUGAGAACAUGCUUAUCUGCGCGCCUACUGGAGCGGGUAAGACAGAUGCCGCUAUGCUGACAAUUCUGAAUGCCGUUGGGAAGAACACGGUCCCCAAUCCCGCUGAGCAGCCGGGUGCUACCGAGUUUUCGGUCCUAGUGGAUGAUUUCAAAAUCGUCUAUGUGGCUCCCAUGAAAGCCCUCGCUGCCGAGGUUACCGAGAAACUUGGAAAACGCCUUGCAUGGCUGGGAAUCAAAGUUCGUGAACUGACUGGUGACAUGCAGUUGACGAAACGGGAGAUUGUGGAGACUCAAAUCAUAGUCACCACCCCUGAGAAAUGGGACGUAGUGACUCGAAAAAGCACUGGAGACACGGAACUCGUGCAAAAGGUCCGCUUGUUGAUCAUUGAUGAAGUUCAUAUGCUACACGACGAACGUGGUGCGGUCAUUGAGUCAUUGGUGGCUCGAACCCAACGACAGGUGGAAAGUACCCAGUCGCUCAUUCGCAUUGUCGGUCUGUCAGCAACCCUGCCAAACUACGUCGACGUCGCCGAUUUCUUGAAGGUCAAUAAGAUGGCCGGGCUGUUCUUCUUCGAUUCCUCUUUCCGACCAGUGCCCCUCGAGCAACACUUCAUUGGCGUUAAGGGGAAGCCAGGCUCUAAGCAAUCCCGCGAUAAUAUCGAUACUGUGACUUUUGAGAAAGUCCGGGACAUGCUCGAGAGAGGACACCAGGUCAUGGUAUUCGUGCACUCGCGCAAAGACACUGUGCUAACUGCGCGGAUGCUCAAGCAAAUGGCAGUUCAGGACGGAUGCGAGGCUCUCUUCAGCUGCCAUGAACAUGAAAACUAUUCUAAUGCGCUACGAGAUAUGAAACAUGCUCGUGCUCGCGAGCUGCGUGAUUUGUUCGCCAGUGGAUUUGGCACACAUCAUGCCGGGAUGAGCCGAAGUGACCGAAACCUUAUGGAGCCUACGCUUGCCUGGGGUGUUAACCUGCCAGCCGCGGCGGUGGUCAUCAAGGGAACUCAAUUAUACAACCCACAAGAGGGUAAAUUCGUCGAUCUCGGCAUUCUGGAUGUCUUGCAGAUCUUCGGUCGUGCUGGUCGUCCUCAAUUCCAAGAUACAGGUAUCGGCUUCAUUUGUACAACACAUGACAAAUUGAACCACUACCUGUCUGCGGUAACUUCGCAGCAGCCAAUUGAAUCCCGCUUUUCAAGUCGAUUGGUCGAUAAUUUGAAUGCCGAGAUUGCUCUCGGAACAGUCACGUCGAUUUCAGAAGGAGUGCAGUGGCUGGGAUAUUCCUACCUCUUCGUGCGCAUGAAGCGCGAACCUCGAAAUUAUGGCAUUGACUACACUGAAUUGAUAGACGACCCUGGGCUAGUUUUAAGACGUCGCCAGCUUAUCAUCCAGGCUGCGCUUGUUCUGCAAAAAAGCCAAAUGAUAAUCUACAACGAGAAAACCGAGGAACUUCGAGCUAAAGACGUUGGGAGGAUUGCAAGUCAAUACUAUGUGCUUCAGACGAGUAUUGAGAUUUUCAACGAGCUCAUGCGGCCUCGAUCAGGGGAGGCAGACGUCUUGCGGAUGAUCAGUAUGAGUGGUGAAUUCGACAAUAUCCAGUCUCGUGAAAAUGAGUCGAAAGAACUCACUAGACUUCGCGAGGAAGCGGUCCAGACUGAAGUGGAAGGAGGAAAUGAUUCUGCACAGGCAAAGACCAACAUUCUGCUCCAGUCCUACAUUUCCCGAGCCAAAAUUGAAGACUUUGCCUUGGUCUCAGACACUGGAUAUGUAGCGCAAAAUGCAGCACGUAUAUGCCGUGCUUUGUUCAUGAUUGCAUUGAACCGACGUUGGGGCUAUCAAUGCCAGGUCCUUCUCUCGAUGUGCAAGUCUAUCGAAAAGCAGAUGUGGCCGUUCGAUCACCCGUUCCGGCAGUUUGAUUUGCCGCAGCCGAUUCUAAGGAACUUGGAAGAGAAGCUGCCGACUUCAUCAGUUGAAUCGAUGAGGGAUAUGGAAACUGCAGAGCUUGGCCAACUUGUCCAUAACCACAAAAUGGGCAAGACAUUGGCGAAACUGCUUGAUAACUUCCCCACUCUCAGUGUCGAGGCUGAGAUUGCACCGCUAAAUCGUGACGUCUUACGUGUGCGCCUAAUGCUGUAUCCAGAAUUCACCUGGAAUGAUCGACACCAUGGUGCCUCCGAAUCAUACUGGAUCUGGGUUGAAAAUUCGGAGACGUCCGAGAUCUACCAUCACGAGUACUUUAUCUUGAGUCGAAAGAAGCUCUAUGAUGACCACGAGCUGAACUUUACCAUUCCUCUCUCAGACCCGUUACCGAAUCAAAUUUAUGUUCGAGCUAUAUCUGACCGUUGGUUGGGAGCGGAGACUGUUACCCCGAUAUCGUUCCAGCAUCUGAUCCGUCCGGACACUGAGAGUGUGUACACGGAUCUCCUCGAAUUGCAGCCUCUUCCUAUAUCUGCUUUGAAGAAUCCGAUCCUUGAAGAGCUGUACGGGCAGCGCUUUCAGUAUUUCAACCCGAUGCAGACUCAGCUCUUUCAUGUUCUAUAUCACACCGCGGCAAAUGUACUUUUAGGAUCGCCGACAGGUAGUGGGAAGACAGUCGCGGCGGAGCUAGCCAUGUGGUGGGCUUUUAGAGAGCGUCCAGGCUCAAAGGUCGUGUAUAUUGCGCCUAUGAAAGCGCUUGUUCGCGAGCGUGUAAUGGACUGGGGAAGACGGCUUACAGCGCCUAUGGGCCUCAAACUAGUUGAGUUGACCGGUGACAACACGCCUGACACACGGACGAUCCGAGAUGCAGACAUCAUUAUCACAACACCAGAAAAGUGGGACGGUAUUUCUCGUAGCUGGCAAACCAGAGAUUACGUCCGCAAGGUGAGUCUGGUCAUCAUUGACGAGAUUCAUCUGCUUGGCGGUGACCGUGGGCCCAUCCUGGAAAUCAUUGUCUCUCGAAUGAACUAUAUCGCUUCACAGUCAAAGGGUUCGGUCCGAUUAAUGGGCAUGUCGACGGCCUGUGCGAAUGCCUCCGACCUUGCAAACUGGCUGGGAGUGAAAGAAGGCUUGUACAAUUUCCGUCACUCCGUUCGGCCGGUGCCUUUAGAGAUCUAUAUCGAUGGGUUCCCCGAGCAGCGUGGUUUCUGCCCUCUUAUGCAGUCAAUGAACCGACCUACUUUCUUGGCCAUCAAGAACCACUCUCCCGAGAAGCCUGUGAUUGUGUUUGUUGCUUCUCGUAGGCAGACUCGACUGACUGCCAAAGACUUGAUAAACUUUUGUGGAAUGGAGGAUAACCCUCGUCGUUUUGUCCGUAUGUCGGAGGAUGAUCUGCAGUUAAACCUUGAACGGGUUAAGGAUGAUGCUUUGAGGGAGGCUCUUUCCUUUGGCAUUGGUCUCCAUCAUGCUGGUUUGGUGGAAUCCGAUAGGCAGCUAGCGGAAGAGCUCUUUGCCAACAACAAGAUUCAAAUUCUUGUAGCCACCAGCACUCUCGCCUGGGGCGUCAACCUUCCUGCACAUCUCGUCGUCGUUAAGGGAACACAGUUCUUCGACGCGAAGACGGAGGGUUAUAAGGACAUGGAUUUGACAGACGUCUUGCAGAUGCUGGGUCGUGCGGGUCGGCCUCAAUUCGAUUCGUCCGGUAUUGCGCGGAUUUUCACACAGGACUCAAAGAAGGCGUUCUACAAGCACUUCUUGCACACCGGUUUUCCUGUGGAGUCUACACUUCACAAAGUCCUUGACAACCACUUGGGUGCCGAAGUCUCUGCUGGAACCAUUGCCACCAAGCAAGACGCUCUCGACUACCUGACCUGGACAUUUUUCUUCCGCCGUCUGCACAAGAAUCCAUCCUACUACGGCCUUGAGAUUUCCGCGGACCAGCACAACUCUCUCGAAGCUCAGACUUUAGCGCAAGACUUUAUGAUCGACCUAGUCGACAAGUCCCUCAGCGAGCUGUCAGAAUCUAGCUGCAUAAUAUUCGACUCAGCAACUGGCGAGGUCGACCCAACCCCGUUUGGUAAGAUCAUGAGCUACUACUACCUUGCACACAAAACGAUCCGCUACCUCCUCUCCCACGCAAAGCCAGCCCCAUCUUUCCACGACGUUCUUAGUUGGAUGUGCUCCGCCACGGAAUUUGACGAACUUCCCGUUCGCCACAAUGAGGAUCUCAUCAACGCCGAGCUCUCGCGGAACUUACCCCUCGCUGUAGACCCCAUGGGCGAUCUACCGAUGUGGGAUCCCCACGUCAAAGCCUUCCUUCUCCUACAGGCCUACAUGUCUCGCAUUGACCUCCCCAUCUCCGACUAUGUUGGAGAUCAGACAUCAGUCCUUGACCAGAGCAUCCGUAUCAUUCAAGCCUCCAUCGAUGCAAUGGCGGAACUAGGCUACACGGCCGCAUGCCGCACGUUCAUCACCCUCCUACAGUGCAUCAAAUCCGCCCGAUGGCCAACUGACCACCCGCUCUCGAUCCUCCCAGGAGUUGACCCAUCCACUAACACAGACAAAGACAGCAAAACCCGCCUCCCAUCAUCUUUAACCUCCCUAACUUCCCUGCCUCACGGAGCAAUCACAACACUCCCCGGCAAACUCCACCUCCCGGCUUCUUUGCAUUCUCAGUUCACCAAGGCAACAAGUUACCUCCCACGUCUCGCGGUCUCCGUCCCACUGUCCUCGGAACGUGGCCUAAGUGUUUCGCUAACACGCAAGAACCACCCCAGCAACCCAGACUUCCGCAUAUAUGCGCCCCGCUUUCCCAAACCGCAAACUGAGGGCUUCUUUCUACUCGUUUGUGCUUCUAAAUCCGAUGGCCAGGAUGGAGAUCUACUGGCGCUCAAGAGGGUUUCGUGGCCUACCGGUAACAAUAACGAUCAUAACAACAGUAACGGGAAAGGAUUGAACAAGAACAAAAAAGCCACAAAUGCUCUAGGGCACGGACAUGCACACGGUUCUGUGUCCACUACUUCCACGGUCAAGUUUCCUCGUGACAUCCCUGUUCCACAGCGUGUGAAUGUGAGGGUAAUUAGUGAUUCCUAUCCGGGGAUGGAGUGGGUUGUUUCCGGUGUGGAGGUAGUGGCAGAGCCUGGUGGAAGUGGUAACGGGAAGAGAAAAGGCAUCGAGAAUGAGAUGCAAAGACAGGUUGUUCCAGAGUCGGGUGUCCCGGCAAAGGAACAAUUUUGA
Messenger RNA from Aspergillus nidulans FGSC A4, 6048 nucleotides. RefSeq names its product RNA helicase SLH1. The record is from RefSeq and is a predicted model, not a curated record. Lineage: Eukaryota; Fungi; Ascomycota; Eurotiomycetes; Eurotiales; Aspergillaceae. Gene Ontology annotation, molecular function: hydrolase activity; nucleotide binding; nucleic acid binding. Bases 1 to 6048 code for a protein of 2015 amino acids. The transcript has 2 exons. Gene Ontology annotation, cellular component: protein-containing complex.